Lactuca virosa is the source of this 342-nucleotide messenger RNA. The record is from the annotation of a GenBank genome assembly. Lineage: Eukaryota; Viridiplantae; Streptophyta; Magnoliopsida; Asterales; Asteraceae.
AUGCCUUCGAUCGGACAUGCAGAACACAGCUGGUCUCCAAAUUACCGCCGUCACAUGGAUGAGAAUCAUUCGAAUGGUGUAACCAACGAAGACAUGGCCAUCAAUCUACUACAAACCCAGAUGGAACUGUCUCUUAUACGGGAGGACUUCCAAGACCAGUUGUGUGAGCUCCGUCAGGCAGUUAAUCGACACUUAGAUGCCAUGAACCUUGAGGUCGAUGACGUUCGCGCUGCAUAUGUGAAGAUGGUCUUCAAGGACAACACACGUAAGAAGCUGAUGUCUUGUGUUGGGAUUGUUGGUGUUGUUUGUGCGUCUGUGGUGACGUAUUUGGUGUUUAAGUAA